This is a messenger RNA of Myotis lucifugus (little brown bat), 971 nucleotides long. It is a transcript of the gene PEX10, whose product is annotated as peroxisomal biogenesis factor 10. Gene Ontology annotation, molecular function: zinc ion binding. The record is from RefSeq and is a predicted model, not a curated record. Gene Ontology annotation, cellular component: peroxisomal membrane. Gene Ontology annotation, biological process: protein import into peroxisome matrix. NCBI's taxonomy places the organism in Eukaryota, Metazoa, Chordata, Mammalia, Chiroptera, Vespertilionidae.
GUGCUGCAGCGAGAAGCCUGUUUUCUUGGGUCCAUCCGAGUGGAGUGAGGCUGAGCCCCUGGGUCCGAAGACCCUGGAGCUGCCCGAGGCCAUGACUCAGUCUGUUACCCCGUCUGUUCUGCGGCUCCGGGCGCCAGGACACCCCCAGGCAGCCCCGCCGGUAACGGUGCUGCUGCUCUCAGGCGCCAAGAAGUGGCUGGAGUGGAGGAAGGAGCUCGAGCUGCUGUCGGACGUGGCCUACUUCGGCCUCACCACGCUGGCAGGCUACCAGACCCUCGGCGAGGAGUACGUGGGGCUCAUCCAGGUGGACCCGUCCCGGAGGCAGGUGCCCCUGAGGCUGCGCCGCGGCGUGCUGGUCGCGCUGCACACGGUCCUGCCCUACGUGCUGGACAAGGCCCUGCUCCACCUGGAGCAGGAGCUGCAGGCCGAUGGCAAUGGCGCCCGCCCGGCGCCGGGCAGCCUGGCACCCAGCGCGAGAGGCCGGUCGCGAGCCAGGCGCUGGGUGCACAGGCAGGUGGCGGCCCUGCCGGAGCCGCAGAGGAGGGCGCUGCUGAGGGCCGUGCUGGUGUUCACAGGCCUGGGCUGCCUCCACCGGCUGCACAUCUCCUGGUUCUACAUCCACGGCGCCUUCUACCACCUGGCCAAGAGGCUCACCGGAGUCACCUACAAGCCUCACGGAGGAGAGAGCGGUGUCCCGGACCUCGCUGUGCACCCUGUGCCUGGAGGAGCGCAGGCACUCGACGGCCACGCCCUGCGGCCACCUGUUCUGCUGGGAGUGCAUCACCCAGUGGUGCGACACCAAGACGGAGUGUCCCCUGUGCCGGGAGAGGUUCCCGCCCCAGAAGCUGGUCUACCUGCGGCACUUCCGGUGACAGGACGGACGGAUGGAGCCACCGGCAGCCGCCUGUCAGGAGAGACAUAAUGGAUUCUGACGAACUUGCACAGAAACCGUAAAAUCCUCUGAUUUUGUA